Verticillium dahliae VdLs.17 is the source of this 981-nucleotide messenger RNA. RefSeq names its product proteasome component PRE3. Gene Ontology annotation, molecular function: threonine-type endopeptidase activity. The transcript is spliced from 6 exons. NCBI's taxonomy places the organism in Eukaryota, Fungi, Ascomycota, Sordariomycetes, Glomerellales, Plectosphaerellaceae. Gene Ontology annotation, cellular component: proteasome core complex. The record is from RefSeq and is a predicted model, not a curated record. Bases 105 to 794 code for a protein of 229 amino acids.
UUCAACGACGACACUUCAGCCCAUCACCCACGAUUCCUCCAAAGCGACUCAACCUGCACCAGACACGCAACACAUACAUUCCGAAAACCCGAAGCUCGCCCACAAUGGAUUUCACCACUACUGGCGCGCUCAAUGAAGAUGGCAUCCACGUCGACAUGGAUAGGCUGAAGAAGGGCGAGGUCAACCUGGGCACCUCCAUCAUGGCAGUCACAUUCAAGGACGGCGUCAUUCUCGGCGCCGACUCACGAACAACCACGGGCGCAUACAUCGCCAACCGAGUAACCGACAAGCUCACGCGAGUCCACGACACAAUAUGGUGCUGCCGCUCCGGCUCGGCGGCCGACACGCAGGCUGUCGCGGAUAUUGUCCAGUACCAGCUCGGCAUGUACGCCAUGCGCAACGGCAAGCCGCCCAUGACGCAGACGGCGGCGUCCAUUUUCCAGGAGAUUUGCUAUUCCAACAAGGACCGCCUAUCGGCCGGCCUCAUCAUCGCCGGCUGGGACGAGCGUCACGGCGGUCAGGUCUACUCGAUUCCCCUCGGCGGAUCGCUUCACAAGCAGUCCUAUGCCAUCGGCGGCUCGGGCUCGACAUACAUUUACGGCUACUGCGACGCCAACUGGCAGGAGAGCAUGGAGGAGCAGGAGGCCGUCGCGUUCGUCAAGGGUGCGCUGCGCGAGGCGAUCAAGUGGGACGGCAGCUCUGGCGGUGUCAUUCGCAUGGUGGUGCUGACGGCCAGUGGCGCCGACAGGCACCUCUACCUCCCAGACACGGACUACGCCGUGCGUCACGAGUAGGGAGAAUUUGGUUCAGGGCGGCCUGACGCGAGGAGCUGCCGAGGACGAUGAUGUCGUUUGGUGCCUCGGAUAAGUGCUGGCGCGUGCCACGGUGCACCGCUCACACGACGCAUGCAAAUCACAGCAGGGGCAUUGUAUAAUACAUAACCUUAGAUGACGACGAAGGGAAUGAGAGCCGACCAAAAAG